GAAAAAAGAAGUGAAAACGCUGUGGGCGUUGGCACGUCCUUUCACUUGUAUGUAUGCCCUCCGUAUGCGAACACCAAUUCUACGCGCCCCAUGGCAACAUCGUUGGGCAUAAACAAACCGUCCACUAACGCAUCCGCACACGCAUAUACAGACAGACACGCGGGGGUAUUGUAUAGAGAAAGGGCGGAUCAUUGAAAGCUGCACCCAUCCGUCCCCAUUUGCUCCCCACCAUUUCCAUCCUCGCCCCCAUCAUUCGAUCCUGUACUGUACUGCUACCACUCUCUCCUCCCCCUUUCCCCCCCUCAUCCAGAUACACUUGUUGUAGCCGGUGAUCAUCAUCAUCAUCAUCGCCAAAGCCGCGCACACACAGAGAGUGGAGCAGAGGAAAAUAUAUAUGCUUUCGGAAAGUGCGAGCCGGUUUUGUUUGCUUUGAGCUUUUUAUCCACAGCCGCUGGGAGGGUUAGGCUAGCCCGCUCCGUUCGUCCGUAUACGCCGGGCGUGGAUACCUAGGCUGCAGGCGGCCGGGGUGGGACUGUGGAGAUCGAUGUCGGGCGAGGACGGGUACUGCAGCACGGGCACGGAGUCGCCGCGGGCGGACUCCGUCGACGAGCAGGCCGCCGCCGACGCGGAAUCGCCGACAGGCGGAGGAGGGCCCAAUAAGCGCGACCACCCCUCGCCGUCGUCCCCGCUGCCACCGCCCAAGCGCAGCCGGAGAUCCGUGGAGAAGAGGGUGGUGUCGGUGCCGAUUGCCGAGUGCGGCGACAGGGCCAGGGCGAACGGCGAGGGCCCGCCGCCGCCGGACUCGUGGGCCUGGCGCAAGUACGGCCAGAAGCCCAUCAAGGGCUCCCCUUACCCUCGGGGGUACUACCGCUGCAGCAGCUCCAAGGGGUGCCCGGCGAGGAAGCAGGUGGAGCGCAGCCGCACCGACCCCACCGUGCUGCUCGUCACCUACUCCUUCGAUCACAACCACCCCUGGCCGGUGCCCAAGAGCAGCUGCCAACCGGGCAAGUCAUCUCCCCGGGGGCUCACGGCGCCCAAGGCUGAGCCUGACACGCCGCCCGUGGACUGCCAGCCCGAGCCGCUAGCCGAGCCUGAGACAGAGCCGGCCGAAGCGACGCUGGAGCAAGAGCAGGAUCAGGAACAGGAACAGGAGCAGAAGCCCGUCGUCGGUCUGGCCGAUCCCGCGGCGAUCACGGCGGCUGCGGCAGCGGAAGAGGAGGAGAGCAUCGACUACGGCUGGUUCGACCAGUACCCGACGUGGCACCGGACGCAGCAGUACGUGCCGGCGGCGUUCGACGCGGCGCCGCUGCUGCCGCCGGAGGAGUGGGAGCGCGAGCUGCAGGGGGAGGACGCGCUGUUCGCGGGGCUCGGCGAGCUCCCGGAGUGCGCCAUCGUGUUCGGCCGCCGGAGGGAGCUCGCCCUGGCUGCCACGGCGCCAUGCUCCUGACCGGCCACCUCCCUGGCUCCCUGUUCCAUUUCCCUUUUCUUUUCUUUUCCCGCCCCGGUUCUAGUUUUACCCGGAGUAAUUUGGAGGUGUAGUACAUAGCCGCAAGCUUUGGAUCAAUGGGGUCUCACUGUUCAAGAGUGGCCUUUGCUUCUUAUUUUA
This is a messenger RNA of Brachypodium distachyon (stiff brome), 1606 nucleotides long. RefSeq names its product probable WRKY transcription factor 65. Gene Ontology annotation, molecular function: DNA-binding transcription factor activity; transcription cis-regulatory region binding. The transcript has 3 exons. Gene Ontology annotation, cellular component: nucleus. Gene Ontology annotation, biological process: regulation of DNA-templated transcription. The record is from RefSeq and is a predicted model, not a curated record. Lineage: Eukaryota; Viridiplantae; Streptophyta; Magnoliopsida; Poales; Poaceae. Bases 545 to 1447 code for a protein of 300 amino acids.